Diplodia corticola is the source of this 924-nucleotide messenger RNA. RefSeq names its product short-chain dehydrogenase reductase family. Bases 1 to 924 code for a protein of 307 amino acids. The transcript is spliced from 2 exons. The record is from RefSeq and is a predicted model, not a curated record. Lineage: Eukaryota; Fungi; Ascomycota; Dothideomycetes; Botryosphaeriales; Botryosphaeriaceae.
AUGCCUUCGAUGAAUUUCGAUCCCAAGAAAGACAUUCCCGACCUGUCGGGGAAGGUCAUAUUCAUCACCGGAGGGACCAGCGGCCUCGGUACCGAGUCUGUCAUGCAACUGGCUCAGCAUCACCCCCGGGCCAUCUACUUCAGCGGCCGCAACUCCAAGAGCGCCGAGAAGGUGAUUGAGACGGUGCAAGCCAGCACGCCCGAUGCGCCUCCGCUGCACUUUGUCCAAUGCGAUCUGGCGUCGCUCCAGUCCGUCGCCGCCGCCGCCCAGCGCUUCCUCGACCAGUCCGACCGCCUCGACAUCCUCAUGUGCAACGCGGGCAUCAUGGCGGUGCCCUCGGGCCUCACCUCCGACGGCUACGAGGUCCAGUUCGGCACCAACCACGUCGGGCACGCGCUGCUGAUCAAGAAGCUGCUGCCGCUGCUCGACGCGACCAGCCGGCAGCCCAACGCCGACGUGCGCAUCGUGCUCCUCACCUCGCUCGGAUUCGUCAUGCACCCGCGCGGCGGUAUCGCCUUCAAAGGCCUUAAGACGGUGCAGGACUUUGCAGUCUUUGGCCCGUUUGUGCGCUACGGACAGAGCAAGCUGGCCAACCUGUUAUACGCCCGCGAGCUGGCUCGCCGGUAUCCGCACAUCACCACCCUGGCCAUCCACCCGGGCGUCGUGUCCACCGGCAUCAUGGAAGAGACGAAGGGAGUGAACAAGCUGGUCAUCUACGCUUUGGCCCGAUGGCAGAUGGUGAAGGCCGAGGAGGGCGCGUAUAACCAGCUUUGGGCUGCCUGUGGGGAGGUGCCAAAGGAAAUGAACGGCCAGAUGUACGAGCCUGUGGGUGUUUUGUCUACAAAACUUGACAAAGCCGCCAAAGAUGACAUGCUCGCCGAGCAGCUGUGGGAGUGGACGGAAGAGGAGCUGAAGAAUUACUGA